GACAAUGUUUAGGAAAAUAUGAAGCUUCUUCUAUUUAUAGAGUCCUUAUCUCCAAUCAAACUGAGACUGCAGCGCUGUCCAACCAGCUGUGUGUGCAGAGGAGGAAGUUUGCUUUCAUUUUCUUACAAUAGAGGCGAGGAAGUGAUUUGCAGUCAGUGGAGGUGCUCGGCCGCUUCUGCAGUUAGAAAAAAGUUCGGUUUGGGUGUUUGAAGGGGAGCUGAUGGAGUUUUCUGAGCACAUCAAGACGGCCAAUGUGGAGGAUGUUGUGCUCCGACAGCCGCUGCAGCCCCCGAGCAGAGGAACCCUGUGCAUCACCGGCCACCACCUGCUCUUCUCGGACAGGGAGGAGAGCAACUCUCGGCAGGUUUUAUUGCUCCUCAGGAACAUCGAUGCCAUUGAGAAAAGUGUGGAAAACCUUAUGGGCUAUUCGGGCUUCUUCUCUAAUGCAGGCCACAGUGAAAGGAUGUCUGGAUCAUCAGGAACAAUUACGAUGAAGUGUAAAGAUCUGCGUGUGCUCCAGCUUGACAUCCCAGGCAUGGAACAGUGUCUCAACAUUGCACACUCUAUCGAGACCCUGUCCUGUCUGGACUGCGUGUCGGAGAUGUAUCCUUUCUUUUACCGACCGCCUGACCUCAGCCUGCAGGACCAGUGGGGUCUGUCAUCUCCUGAAAUGCACUACAAUCAGAUGAAGGAGCUCCAUGAGAAGUGGAGACUGAGCUCCGUGAACAGAGAUUACUCGGUGUGUCCCUCCUACCCUCUGGAAGUCAUCGUCCCAAAAAGCAUAGAUGACGACACGCUGAAAAAAGCCGCCAAAUUCAGACAGGGGGGACGCUUCCCUGUUCUCUGCUACUACCACAAGAAGAAUGGCAUGGUAAUCAUGCGCAGCAGUCAGCCGCUCCCAGGAGCCAAUAAGAAGCGCUGCAAGGAAGACGAGCUGCUCCUCCAGGCUGUGAUCGAGGACUCGGACAAAGGCUACAUAAUUGACACUCGCUCCAUGCAGCAGGCUCAACAGGCCAGGAUGAUGGGUGGAGGGUUCGAGUCUAAAUCCUUCUACAACCGCUGGAAGAGACUUCACAGACAGAUGGAAAGAGGGAAAGCACUCCAGGAGAGCCUAAUUAAACUGGUGGAGGCUUGUGGUGAUGAGUCCAACAACAUGGACCGCUGGCUCAGUAAGCUCGAGAAUUCAAAGUGGCUGUCGCACAUCCAGACUGCUCUGUCGACUGCUGGCCUGCUGGCAGAGUGUGUGGAGAGGGAUGGCCAUUCUGUUCUUGUUCACGGCUCUGAAGGGACAGACUGUUCCUUGCUCAUCAGCACUCUGGCUCAGCUCAUCAUGGACCCGUGCUGCCGCACACUGGAGGGCUUCCUGGCGCUGCUGGAGAGAGAGUGGAUACAGGCAGGACACCCAUGCCAGCAGCGAUAUGCUCACUCGGCCUACUCCCAUGCCCGUCUCCAGCAGGAGUCUCCGGUCUUCCUGCUGCUGCUGGACUGUGUGUGGCAGCUGUGGCGGCAGUUCCCCCUGGCUCUGGGCUUCUCUGAGGCGCUGCUCCUGCGACUGGCAACCGAGGUUUAUGCCUCGGACUAUGGCACCUUUCUGUGUAACAGUGAUCAGGAAAGGUGUGCCCUGGGAGUAAAGGGAAAGACUCACUGUUUGUUCCAGGCUCUGCUAAAGCCCACAGAGAGGGAUUACUACUCUAACCCCUUGUAUGAACGCACCGAGCUGGCAAUCUGGCCCUCAGUUCACCCUCAGUCCCUGCAGCUGUGGAGAGGCUAUUUUCUGAGGUGGACCCAGCAGGUUCGUCACCUUGAAGAGGCUCAGGAGGAAAUAAGGAACAUGGUCAUAGAGUGGGGGAAGCUAGCACGCAGUUGAUGCCUCUUUAGUGUGUAUGAAGUGUGAUCACAUGGUUCCAAGGCUAAAAAUAAAAUACCUGAUUUUGAUUUGCCUCCUGUGCACAUCUGGACUGCACAUCCGGAGACCAUUUUCAUUCCAUCAUUCCCUGGAAUUCUGAUCACUUUCACCAUGGACCUAAAACAUCUGUGUCAGUAUGAUCCAACUUUCACCAUCACUGGUGAAGGGGCUGGGACCCAGACAAACCGUAUCCAUCAGUGGCAGACUCUGCAGCAUCCAAGUCAGGUGAGGAGCGCGACCAGGAAAAUGCUCGAGGCUGAGCACCAUGAGCUUAUCACCUGGUGGAUGAGUUACUGUUUGUGGAGAUUACUGCACACUGUGGAUUGUGCCAUCGUCCCCUGGCACAGAGUGCACUGAAAAAGCAAUCUUCAGUCACUGCCCACCCUGCGUCUUCCUCUUCAAAGUGAAAGUCAGGGUCACACAUUGCAGACACAGAAGUGCAGGAGACUUUCAGGAGUAUGGUUAGAUAGCACAUUUCUGCCAUUCAGCUGUUUACCCCGGUGUCUCUGUCUUUUGGAAGACAUGUCUUUACAAGUCUUCCAAAAGACAGUAAAGCGUGAAAUAUAGCAGCAUCAAGCAGCAUAUACAAUGUAGGAAACCUCCUGUGAAGCAGAAGUAGCAGAGACUGAAUGCUGUGCUUAUUCCUCAGUCAGACUCAGGGCAGAGUAAGAGAACAAAUAAAGAUAACCGCUGUUCUCAGGGCUGUAUAUUUAGGCAGGAUCUCAAAAAAGUGGCGGUCCGCAGGUGACACAUCUCUGAAAGAAAAAUCAGCCAUAUUUAAAUCAGGUGUGUGUGUGUGUGUGUGGGGAGGGGGGUAUUUUAUUUUUAAGAGCAGAGUUCCAGAAGAUGGUUAACCUGAACAUGUUUCAGAGAUGGAUGUUAACAAUGUGCA
Molecule: messenger RNA, 2798 nt
Organism: Archocentrus centrarchus (flier cichlid)
Lineage: Eukaryota; Metazoa; Chordata; Actinopteri; Cichliformes; Cichlidae
Product: myotubularin-related protein 9
Exons: 11
Coding region: 221-1867 (548 amino acids)
Biological process (GO): negative regulation of autophagy; phosphatidylinositol dephosphorylation
Cellular component (GO): cytoplasm
Molecular function (GO): protein phosphatase binding
Source: RefSeq, a predicted model, not a curated record